Messenger RNA from Polyodon spathula (Mississippi paddlefish), 5570 nucleotides. Its product is annotated as high affinity cationic amino acid transporter 1-like. The coding region runs from base 283 to 2295 and encodes 670 amino acids. Lineage: Eukaryota; Metazoa; Chordata; Actinopteri; Acipenseriformes; Polyodontidae. Gene Ontology annotation, biological process: amino acid transport; transmembrane transport. The record is from RefSeq and is a predicted model, not a curated record. The transcript has 13 exons. Gene Ontology annotation, molecular function: amino acid transmembrane transporter activity. Gene Ontology annotation, cellular component: plasma membrane.
CCUUUUUUGAACAGCACACACCCUACACGUAAAAUGCAUUAAGAAAGCGGAAACCUGUGGAAAGCAUGUGAGGACGAGAAAACUCCAAAAUCUCAGAAAUGCCAUUCAGUGCUGUAAAGAAUUGUUCCUGUUGACGAGUUCACUUUAUGGCAAUCUGAAUAGGCUUUCUAUUUCUCCAUCUAAACUGACAACGACUGUACUAGGGUUAUCUCCACCCCUUGAAGAAAGGAUGUUUCCUGGCAGCUAGCGACAUUGCUGUUACAGUAGCAAUCUGAUUGGCUGAUGAGGUUUAUAAAAGGGAAUUCUGACAUUGGAAACAUGGUCUGUAAAUCGCUUCUCAGUUUUGGGAAACAGCUCCUUCGCAUCAAAGUGGUAGACUGCAAUGCUGAGGAGAGCCGCCUGUCCAGAUGCCUGAACACAUUUGAUCUCAUCGCCCUUGGGGUUGGCAGCACCCUGGGAGCAGGUGUCUAUGUCCUAGCUGGAGCUGUGGCCAGAGAGAACGCAGGGCCUGCCAUCGUCCUGUGCUUUCUGAUUGCUGCCCUGGCCUCAGUCCUAGCCGGCCUCUGCUAUGCAGAGUUUGGAGCUAGAGUACCAAGGACUGGGUCUGCCUACCUCUACAGCUACGUGACUGUCGGAGAACUCUGGGCUUUCAUCACUGGCUGGAAUCUGAUUCUGUCCUAUGUGAUAGGUACGUCGAGUGUAGCUCGGGCGUGGAGUGCUACCUUUGAUGAGCUCAUCGGCAAACACAUUGAACACUUCUGCCGGGUAUACAUGCCAAUGAAGGCCCCUGGAAUCUUAGCAGACUACCCUGAUAUCUUUUCUGUAGUCAUUAUCCUUGUUUUAACAGGGCUUUUAGCUUUCGGUGUGAAAGAGUCUGCCAUGGUGAAUAAAGUCUUCACCUGCAUCAAUGUCCUGGUUCUGCUUUUUGUGGUUGUGUCCGGGCUAGUGAAGGGAACUAUAAAGAACUGGCAGUUGAACGAAGAGGAAAUGAUCAAUGGAACCAACAUUUCAUCUUUUAAUUUUACAGAGGAAGAGUCUAAGGCGUGGAAGUAUGGAGCUGGGGGGUUCAUGCCCUUUGGCAUUUCAGGAGUCCUCUCGGGGGCAGCCACCUGCUUUUAUGCCUUUGUGGGAUUUGACUGCAUUGCUACCACAGGAGAAGAAGUAAAGAAUCCCCAGAGAGCCAUUCCGAUUGGGAUUGUGGCCUCCCUCCUGAUCUGCUUUGUUGCCUACUUUGGUGUAUCGGCUGCCCUGACAUUAAUGAUGCCCUACUACAUGCUAGAUAAGAACAGCCCCCUGCCUGUUGCCUUCAAGUAUGUGGGCUGGGAAGGAGCCACAUACGCAGUGGCUGUUGGUUCACUGUGUGCCCUCUCAACCAGUCUUCUUGGUGCCAUGUUCCCAAUGCCUAGAGUGAUUUGGGCUAUGGCAGAGGAUGGGUUGCUCUUCAGAUUUUUGGCUAAAGUCAGCCAGAGAACCAAAACACCCUUAACUGCUACAUUAACUUCAGGGGCGGCUGCAGCAAUCAUGGCGUUCCUCUUUGACCUGAAGGAUCUGGUGGAUCUCAUGUCUAUCGGCACUCUGCUUGCCUACACGCUGGUAGCAGCCUGUGUUUUAGUGCUUAGAUACCAGCCUGAUCAACCCAGUCUGGCAUACCAAAUGGCAAACACAACAGAUGAGAGUGAACUGAACGAAUCUGUGAGCAACAGUGAUUCCCAACUUGGGUUUCUACCUGAGGAAGAGGAGAAAUGUACUCUGAAGACCUUGCUGUUUCCCCAGAACCCUAAUCCUAGCAGACUGUCAGGGUUUGCAGUUAACAUCUGCGCCAGUGUCCUUGGAGUCCUUAUCUUUACUUUCUGCCUCAUAACUGUCCUUGGCGGAGCAGCCACAUGGUCUAUAGUGUGUCUUGUAUUGCUUGCUUUCUCAAGUGCUGGCGUCACUGCUAUAAUCUGGAGACAACCAGAAAACAAAGCCAAGCUGUCCUUCAAGGUUCCGUUGCUACCUUUCCUUCCAGUGUUCAGCAUGUUCGUGAAUGUAUACCUCAUGGUGCAGUUGGGCAAGGGUACAUGGAUAAGAUUUGCUAUUUGGAUGGUACUCGGCUUCUUUAUCUACUUUGGCUAUGGAAUCAGGCAUAGCACAGAGGCUGUGUUGGCUCAAUCAGGCACAGAGGUCACUAGGAAUGGAUACAAACAAACCCAAGUAUUCAAUCGUGACACAAUGGCACCCGAAAAGGAAGCAUUUCUGGAAGAUGAAGAAUCAGAUGCAAGAAAUCCGUGGAACGCGGAGGAAGGUGACCCCUAAAGAUAGAGACAACGUCUCGGACACCUCCACGCCCGGUCUCUGCUUUAGCUGAUUUUGACGUUGAGGAAGACAACGGGAACACAGGAAAAUAAAUCCUGCCAGCCAAUCUUCACUGACAACAACGGAGAGAAAUCAGUUGGCAAAUGCUAUAUUGUUUGCAAACCUCUGUGUGCCAAUGGCUCUUUCAGUGCUGCUAUACUUUAGUGGAUACGAUCCUGAACUUCAUCGACUUACACCAUAUACAGCUUUUGGCCAGUGCUGUUACAAAAACCUGUUUGUUUUUGUUUGAAUAGAAGAACACUUAAGAAUAUCUCAUUUUUCUAUACAAGAAUCCACUGAGGCCUACCAAAGGAAGCUCCUAUGUUUAAAAACAAGGGUUAAACUUGUGUGCAGCAGCUAUUUUUUUAUUUUAUGUUGGCUGUAUUGCUCGGUUUGUUAUGAGCACAAAUAAUGUAUCUAAUGUAGUUUUUGUUGUAACCGAUUGAAUUGGUUAAUAGCGGUCUGGUAGGUGUGUUUCUUAAAAUAUUAUUGUAGCUGUAAGGCUGAAUUUAGAGGGCUGACAGGGUUCACUUUUCAAAAUGAGGGUCUGGGCCCCUGCCAACAUUUGGUAGACAGUUACUUACAGGUAAGUGGAUGGUAAAUGUGUUCUGUAAGUUUAUUCACAGUUACUAAUACAACGUUUGUAUUUCAGAGGAAAUUCAAACGAUUAACACUGCAUACAUGAUAUUGUACAAAUAUCCACAAGCCAUAUAAUAAGUUCAACUUUAUAGUAAUGAAUCACAAACAACAUAUUAUAAACACUGAUGCAUCAAACAAAGGCACAUACAUUUGUAAUCAUAUUAUAUACAGUCUAACUUCACUAUAACGAACCUUUCUUAUAACGAACCCCCUUUUUAUUUUAACAAUCCAAGCAGUAAGAACUGUUUUUUUCAAUGGAAAUUAGCUUUAUAGAACGAUCACUUUUACAAAAUCUACCCGGUUAAAACGAUCUCGGUAGUGAAUGACACUGAACUUUCUCCAGUGUGAAUGUGUUAUUCUCUCAGUGAAAACAAAGACCUUCGAAGAUAAGGCUGAUUCGUAAAUAACCUAUUGUAGUGCAAAUCAUGUGUGACACAUGGAACUGUUGCCAUCUUACACAAACUGCAACCCUGGCAACAUGUGAUGCAGUAACAAGAUUGAAAUAGCGUGUAUUGACAAAAAUACGAAAAAUAUGAAGUAAUCUAUGCUGGAUAUGUUUUUCAAGAGAAAAGGCACGUAAUUAACGUAUUUAGCAUGUAAGUGUACUUUUUUCAUUUCUUUACUGUUUUCUUUUAAAUAUACAGUUUAAAUGUGAAGUUGUCUUGAAAGAACUACUGUAUAAAGGUUCAAUUCAAUUUGGCCGUUUUUUCAUUAUUCUGAUACAGCAAAUUGCCAAACCCUAUUCUAGUGAACAACCUGAUGUAACAAAGUUUUUACUAUGAAUCCUUAACAUUGUAAAGCACAGGGCAAUCCACGGUUCAUCGAGCACCAGCGACUUCUGGCUGACAGGGCGCCUGCAGGUCUGCUGUGGAGCCAUUCAGAUCUGUGCUGUCCUCCGGCACUAUAAGACUGAUAGCUUCGCUGUGGAUCUGUAGUAUGAAAAAAGACGGCUCGGCGGGACCACGUUUCGGAGGACGCGUGUGCCAGUCAUCAUUCCCUGAGUCACCAGGGAGUUGCAGCAGUGAACUGGGAUUAAUAACAACACAAUAGGUAAUUCUAAAUUGUAGAGAAAAAAAUGGGUAAAAAUCAUUGGCCAAGUCUCUUAAUUUUUUUGUUUUAUUAUUUUUUACUGCCUGUUUAAGUAAGUACUGUUAGCAGAGCCCCUAUGAUAUGCCACUUUUGACAUGAAAAGUGAUUUGGUAAAAAAUAGCCUUUAACUGUGUUGCACGAGAAUAAUAUGCUAUAAAUGUGCUUUACUGCAUUAUAGUACUUUAAAAAUGUAUGAGUGUGCUUUGCUGUUUUGUACACCAUUGAUGUUGAGUAGUCAGACAUAAUCAACUAAAGUGUGUUGACCCUCAGCAUUCACAGAUCCUAGUGUAACUCUUAUAUAUGUUAGACUUUAAUGGAUGGGGUUUUUCUUUUCAGCUUUUAGUGGUUCAUUCCCAUGUCACAGAUUCCCUCAUCUAUGGGUUUGUCUGGUCUCCAUUGAGAUUCCACCCACACUGUUUACUUGCUGCCCUCUUGUCCUGGCCAGUCUGAACCAGGCUACACACUCAUUUCAAACACGACCCACCCUAGGGAUAAAACCCCUGUGUCACACCUUCCUGAUUCUAUGAAAGAUACAGUAACCAUGGUUACCUUGUUUUUUGUUUCAACCCGGUCCGAAUAAGACUGCAAUAUUUAUCACAAAAUGGUAUGAGACGAUGUGAAUUAUUUUAUGAUUAUUGAUUACUAAGACGUCAAAUAUUUAGAUCUUGUUUGAAACUUAAACGUGGAGCAUGUCGAUCAGAAUUAAGAUGAUGUCAUUGGUUUCCAUGAAAUAACAAACAAUUACAAUCCAGUCAGCAGGUAGAACCAUGUACUAUAUAUAUAUAUAUAUACAAAAAGAAUGAAAUGUGCACAGUUAAUUUAAAGUGAAUACAAAUAAUUGUCAAGCUGGUUCUUGUUAGCCCCCUAGGGAAAAGCAGUGUUAAGCUCUGCAUACAAUAGGAAACCUGUUUAUUUACAUCUGAUCAGGAAACAUUUUCAAGAAGCAAGAGGUCAUUUACAGUGCACGGCAAGAAUACUGAAAGCAUGAAUGUUGCUGCUGUGAUGAUAACGGGUUACAGGUCUCAUUCAUAUUAAUAAAAUGAAAGCUGUCUAAACCACAGAGAAACUCAAAUCUCACCUGAUUGCCAAAGACAAAAUGUUUCUUGAAACAUGUUUCUCAAAGUUUCCUUGUUUCUGAAAACGUGAAUGUACAGUGUGUGCUGGGUUGAAUACUGUAAGUCAGAUUCAUGGCAGUUUUUUCUUUCACAGCAUGGCUCACUGUCUGGCUGCCAGUAGAGAUCACUGUCGUACAAAGCCGAUUCCUGUUCGAGGAGAAGGAAUUAAUAUCAGGGAAAUAAUAAUAAAUCAAUCAUAAAAUUUUGUACAUAAUUAGUUAAUCUAUAAAUAGAGGUAUGUAAAUGUGUGCAGUGUAUUCUUCUGGGCCACGUCAAAUGUCAUAUGAUAACGUGUAUAUUAAAUUCAUUACUGUCACCUUGGUCUCAAUCAAUUUAAUGUGUAGUGGAGUGACAUCACUCAGACCUAACCUUUUUGUGCUUUUGUAAAUAAAA